This is a messenger RNA of Symbiodinium sp. CCMP2456, 184 nucleotides long. The record is from the annotation of a GenBank genome assembly. NCBI's taxonomy places the organism in Eukaryota, Dinophyceae, Suessiales, Symbiodiniaceae.
GCUGACCGCGAACAAUGCGACCUUCAACGUGACCGGUAUCAAGUUCGACCAGGAAACGACAACCUUCCGAGACGCGAGUGAAAGUGAUGAGCCUGGCUUCGGAACCUGGUCUGUCGACUAUAGUUAUGGCGGUGGCGGCUAUGGCAAUGAGGGCACUCUCCCCCCUGGGGGCCCUCCUAAUUGA